Molecule: messenger RNA, 6552 nt
Organism: Cavia porcellus (domestic guinea pig)
Lineage: Eukaryota; Metazoa; Chordata; Mammalia; Rodentia; Caviidae
Gene: Smg7
Product: SMG7 nonsense mediated mRNA decay factor
Exons: 25
Coding region: 612-4265 (1217 amino acids)
Biological process (GO): nuclear-transcribed mRNA catabolic process, nonsense-mediated decay
Cellular component (GO): telomerase holoenzyme complex
Molecular function (GO): telomeric repeat DNA binding; protein binding; telomerase RNA binding
Source: RefSeq, a predicted model, not a curated record
GCCAACGUGCCACACACCCGGCUGACUCGAAGACGGACCUGUGCCGAGUGGCGGAAAUCACCCGGAGGGACCGGCGCUCUUGAAAUCUCGCGAGAAAGACCUCUCCCACUUCCUUCCUCUGAUUCUCCCUCCUCUUUCCCCUGCCCCCUCCCUUUUCCUAUUCCCCUUCCCCCUCCCGGGUCGGAGUGUGUCUGCGCCCCAAGAGCCAGCAGUAGCUAGAGCAGCUUUCCUCACUCCCUCCCCCUCGCCUCACUCAUCGCCCCCCCCCCCGCCCCGCCGAGCGAGGAGGAGCCGGAGGAGAGAAAGAUGGCGGCGGCCGCCAGCACCCGCGGUGCCGCGGGGCCGCUCCGAGGAGCCUAAGAGACCCACGGAAGCUUCGCGGGAAGACGCUGCGGCGGAGGAUGAGCCUGCAGAGCGCGCAGUACCUCCGGUAAUUCUCAUCGUAGUCCUGCAAGAACCCUGCUGGGUAACCUCUGUCUGUCCUAUAGAGAUCUCUGAGCUUUCAGACAGUGAUACAGAAUGACAAUUUGAUCAAAAACAAGAUUCUGUUAGAUACAUAGGAAACACUUUUAAAAGAAUGUCUUAAACCAUUCUACCUUAAGAGAAAUUGGAUGUUCUUGCAGAUAGUCAUUGUGGGAGAAAACGUUUCAUUUAAGUCCCAGAUGAGGACCGAAAACUUGAAAUCAGAAGAGCAUCUGAAAUCAAGUAAUAUUAGGCAGGCCGAAGUCCUGAAAGCUGAUAUGACAGAUUCUAAGCUGGGUCCAGCUGAGGUCUGGACAUCCAGGCAGGCUCUGCAGGACCUGUACCAGAAAAUGCUAGUUACUGAUUUGGAAUAUGCUUUAGACAAGAAAGUAGAACAAGAUCUCUGGAAUCAUGCCUUUAAGAAUCAGAUCACAACACUACAAGGUCAAGCAAAGAAUCGAGCAAACCCAAAUCGGAGUGAAGUCCAGGCAAACCUUUCUCUGUUCCUAGAGGCAGCUAGUGGCUUCUACACUCAGUUAUUACAGGAACUGUGUACAGUGUUUAAUGUAGAUUUACCAUGCCGUGUGAAGUCUUCCCAGUUGGGAAUUAUCAGCAAUAAACAGACGCAUACCAGCGCCAUAGUGAAGCCACAGUCUAGCUCCUGUUCCUAUAUCUGCCAGCACUGCCUCGUCCACCUUGGAGACAUUGCUCGAUACAGAAACCAGACCAGCCAGGCAGAGUCCUACUAUAGGCAUGCAGCUCAGCUUGUCCCCUCCAAUGGUCAGCCUUACAAUCAGUUGGCUAUCUUAGCUUCUUCCAAAGGAGACCAUCUGACCACAAUUUUCUACUACUGCAGAAGCAUUGCUGUGAAGUUCCCUUUCCCAGCUGCCUCCACUAAUCUACAAAAAGCACUUUCUAAAGCACUGGAAAGCCGGGAUGAGGUGAAAACCAAAUGGGGUGUUUCUGACUUUAUCAAGGCCUUUAUUAAAUUCCAUGGUCAUGUGUACCUGAGUAAGAGCUUGGAGAAGUUGAGCCCUCUUCGAGAGAAAUUGGAAGAACAGUUUAAGAGGCUGCUAUUCCAAAAAGCUUUCAACUCUCAGCAGUUAGUUCAUGUCACUGUCAUUAACCUGUUUCAACUUCAUCACCUCCGUGACUUUAGCAAUGAAACAGAGCAGCAUAGUUAUAGCCAAGAUGAGCAGCUAUGUUGGACACAGUUAUUGGCCCUCUUUAUGUCUUUUCUUGGCACCCUGUGCAAGUGUCCCCUUCAAAACGAGUCCCAGGAGGAGACAUACAAUGCCUAUCCUCUUCCAGCGGUCAAAGUCUCCAUGGACUGGCUGAGACUCAGACCUAGAGUCUUUCAGGAGGCAGUGGUGGAUGAAAGACAGUACAUUUGGCCCUGGCUAAUUUCUCUUCUAAAUAGUUUCCAUCCCCAUGAAGAGGAUCUCUCAAGUACUAAUGCUACACCGCUUCCAGAGGAGUUUGAGUUACAAGGAUUCUUAGCUUUGAGACCUUCUUUCAGGAACUUGGAUUUUUCCAAAGGCCAUCAGGGUAUUACAGGAGAUAAAGGGGGUCAGCAGCGACGAAUACGACAGCAGCGUUUAAUUUCUAUAGGCAAAUGGAUUGCUGAUAAUCAGCCAAGGUUGAUUCAGUGUGAAAAUGAGGUAGGGAAAUUGUUGUUUAUCACAGAAAUCCCAGAAUUAAUACUGGAAGACCCCAGUGAAACCAAAGAGAACCUCAUUCUGCAAGAAACAUCUGUGAUAGAGUCUCUGGUUGCUGAUGGGAGCCCAGGACUGAAAUCAGUGCUGUCUACAGGCCGAAAUCUGAGCAACAACUGUGACACAGGAGAGAAACCAGUGGUCACCUUCAAAGAGAAUAUUAAGCCACGAGAAGUGAACAGAGACCAAGGAAGAACUUUUCCUCCCAAAGAGGUGAGAAGGGACUGUAGCAAUGGAAUAACUGUAACUAAGAAUGAUGGAAAGAAGGACAACAACAAGAGGAAAACUGAAACCAAGAAAUGCACCUUAGAAAAGUUACAGGAAACAGGAAAGCAGAAUGUGGCAGUGCAGGUAAAAUCUCAGACAGAACUAAGAAAAACUCCAGUGUCCGAAGCCAGGAAAACACCUGUAACUCAAACCCCAAGUCAAGCAAGUAACUCCCAGUUCAUCCCCAUUCAUCAUCCUGGAGCCUUCCCUCCUCUUCCCAGCCGUCCAGGGUUCCCGCCCCCAACAUAUGUUAUCCCGCCUCCUGUGGCAUUUUCUAUGGGCUCAGGUUACACCUUCCCAGCUGGUGUUUCUGUCCCAGGAACCUUUCUUCAGUCUGCAGCUCACUCUCCAGCAGGAAACCAGGUGCAAGCUGGGAAACAGUCCCACAUUCCUUACAGCCAGCAACGGCCCUCUGGACCAGGGCCAAUGAACCAGGGACCUCAACAAUCACAGCCACCUUCCCAGCAACCCCUUACAUCUUUACCAGCUCAGCCAACAGCACAGUCUACAAGCCAGUUGCAGGUUCAAGCUCUAGCUCAGCAGCAAUCCCCUACAAAAGCCGUGCCAGCUUUGGGGAAAAGCCCACCUCACCACUCUGGAUUCCAGCAGUAUCAACCGUCAGAUGCCUCCAAACAGCUGUGGAAUCCCCCUCAGGUUCAAGGCCCACUAGGGAAAAUCAUGCCUGUGAAACAGCCCUACUACCUUCAGACCCAAGACCCCAUAAAACUGUUUGAGCCGUCAUUGCAACCUCCUGUAAUGCAGCAGCAGCCUCUAGAGAAAAAAAUGAAGCCUUUUCCCAUGGAGCCAUAUAACCAUAACCCCUCAGAAGUCAAAGUCCCAGAAUUCUACUGGGACUCUUCCUACAGCAUGGCUGAUAACAGAGCUAUCAUGGCACAGCAAGCAAACAUGGACCGCAGGGGCAAACGGUCCCCAGGAGUCUUCCAUCCAGAGCAGGAUCCUGUGCCCAGGAUGCCAUUUGAGGACCCUAAGGGCUCCCCUUUGCUUCCUCCGGACCUGUUAAAGAGUCUGGCUGCCUUGGAGGAAGAGGAAGAGCUGAUAUUUUCUAACCCUCCUGAUCUUUACCCAGCUCUGCUGGGGCCUCUCGCCUCUCUUCCUGGACGAAGCCUCUUUAAAUCCUUAUUGGAGAAGCCUUCAGAGCUCAUGUCACAUUCAUCCUCUUUCCUGUCCCUCACCGGAUUCUCUCUCAAUCAGGAGAGAUACCCAAAUAAUAGCAUGUUCAAUGAGGUUUAUGGGAAGAACCUGACAGCCAGCUCCAAAGCAGAGCUUAAUCCCUCGAUGGCCCCCCAGGAAACAUCACUGUAUUCCCUUUUUGAAGGGACUCCAUGGUCCCCAUCACUUCCUGCCAGUUCAGAUCAUUCGACACCAGCCAGCCAGUCUCCUCAUUCCUCUAACCCAAGCAGCCUGCCUAGCUCUCCUCCAACACAUAAUCAUAAUUCGGUUCCAUUCUCCAAUUUUGGACCCAUUGGGACUCCAGAUAACAGAGAUAGAAGGACUGCAGAUCGGUGGAAAACUGAUAAACCAGCUAUGGGUGGGUUUGGUGUUGAUUAUCUCUCGGCAACAUCAAUCUCUGAGAGCAGUUGGCAUCAGGCCAGCACUCCAAUUGGCACCUGGACAGGCCAUGGCCCUUCCAUGGAGGAUUCCUCUGCUGUCCUGAUGGAAAGUCUCAAGGUGUGGGCUGUUUUGCAGUCUAUCUGGUCCAGCUCCAUGAUGCACCCUGGGCCCUCCGCUCUGGAGCAGUUGUUAAUGCAGCAGAAGCAGAAGCAGCAGCGGGGACAAGGCACCAUGAACCCUCCACACUGAGGUCAAGUGCAGCCCUGGGAACGAAGGCUCCGUAAACCAUGGCAUGUUGGGUUUGCAGGACUGGCCCAAACAGUCCCCUGCAGGUGGCAGCCCUCUUGUCUGUUCCUUGCUGUCAAGAGGGUGUAAGUGUUCCACCAGCCCGCUGAGUGUGCACGAAAUGUCCGCAGUGCAACAAAAAGAAAAAUCCAUCAGGAACUCUCCGUCCCCCCAGGUCCUUCUGGAGGGAGAGAGGAACUGCUGUUUGUCUCACUCAGUUACCUGAUGUCACCACCUCUCACCUUCUCCGUCGUGCAUGUCCCCAGCCACAUGGGAAGUGAAAGCUGAGAAGGGAAGGCAGGUGGGAGAAGCCAAUGGGAACUUCUCAGUCCUUUUUUCCUCUUUGGGGAAUAAAAUAGGAAUCCAUUAAUGAUUGCUUUGCUGACUGAGAAUGUAGUUGAAAUUAUUCCUAAACAUCUUUUAUUAUUGUUAUUACUGUCAAUAGGAAAAUAUCACACUGAAUUCUUCCAUACACAGGUGUUCUUCUAGUCAGUGUGUAGCAAAGACAGCCCUACUCGCUGCUCCUGUGAGAGGUUGGUGGUGACAGGAUAGGGAACCAGCCUCCUCAGCCAGUGGAAGUGUUCUGUGGGGAGAAUACAGGGUCUCUCAGAAGGUUCUGGCAAGCCCUUCUGUGACCUGAGGAUUCCAGCAGGAAAUGCCCUUCACUCUGUAGGUGCUCGAGCCCUCGAGGAUCCAGUGUGGGUGUUGGUGCUGGGCUGGACUAGCAGGUGACUGCUGUAGGAUUUUAAAUUAAUGUUUUUGAUUCCUGUACUUUUUGCAGUAACAUAGCAAGCAGUCUCACAGAAGGCAGGCUAGUCCAUUCACGGCCUGACUCAUUUUAUUGGGUAGAAGCUUUCAGUGUGGUUAUUUUUUGUUUGGUUAGUUUUUGUGCCCUCGUCCUACUUACCAGCCUCCUGCACCUGUGUCCAUCCCUUUUGCUAGUAAUUGUUUUUAUUCCUAAUGUGUACGACAUCUCGCCAAGAUCAACCACACGGGGUCCAGCAGUUGGGGCCCGAGAGUCUGAAGAGGAGGGAAGCAGUACCAUCUGCAUAGCCACAGAGAGACCAGGCCCCUGCCCAGCUGCAGUCUCCCAGCCUCCACUUCGAGAGUGAGAUUCUGGGCACAUGGACACAUGCACUUGGUGAAGAAAGAAGAACACAACGAAGACCAUUUGGGAAAACGUGAAAGAAAGGAAAAGAAACUUUUUAUUUGAUAUUUAUUAGGAGGAAAGAGGACUGAAGAUGUUCUUAUGUGGAAACAGAAGGACAGCAUUUCUGUUAGUCACUUCCUGGAAAAGUCAUAUUUUAAGGGAAAAUUAUGGAAACAAUCUAAAUGUCCAAUUGCUGUGCUAGUGGUAGGGGUUAUUUUCUGGGAGGUCUUUCCAUUUUGUGUGCGUGUGUGCGCGUGUGUGAGUGUGUGUGUGUGUGUGUGUGUGUGCGUGUGUGUACACCCACACAUACCUGUCUGCUCCUGCAGGAGGGAAUGGGUUGUGUGUUGACUGUAUGGAGUUAGUGUGGAACUUAGCUGGAGAACGGCUGCAGAGCAAAGCACAUCAAGGAGCCCCAGUUGUCACUGGAGUCUGGGCAACCCCAGCAAUUGAAAGGGGUUAGAUAAUGCUCAUUGCUCUUCAGAAAGAAUGGUUGACGCCCCCAUAUGCUUACAUUAUUGCUCUUUUAGUUUGACAUGGUAUUUAGGGUUUUUCUUUUGUUUUGUUUUGUUUUUGAAAGGUCUGAAAGGGUAACCCCCCCUCCCCGGUCUAAUGACAAUAUGAAGAGUCCUUUGUGCUUCUCUCCACCCCUUCCCUGUGUCGCCCUUUCCCCACCUCCGUCUUCCCUACUGCCUUUACCUAGUUUGUGUGAGCUCUGCAUUCAGGCAGCUGCGACAUUCCAGUGUUUGAACCGUCACUGAUUCCUGCACCCUAAACAAGCUAACCAGGUUUAUUGUCUCCCUCCCUGUAGUGCCCAGUUCCCAUCUGCAGCCCCAUUCUGCAUGAGAAUUUGCUGUUCGGAAUGUUUUCUGAUUCUUGGAGCGGGGUCCCUUACCUUACCAUCCUCACUGCAGGUGGAAUGAGGAGGGGGAGGAGAAUCUUCAUCCAAAACUGGUUUUGUGUAGUACACUUACUUUUGUGGGAAAUUUUUGUUUGAUGUUUGGGGGGGCGGUCUUUUUUCUUUUCUUUCUUUGUCUGUCUGUACAAGACCUGCAGCUGCUGAAAUCAGCUUUGCCUUUAAUUAAACCAUGUUCUCUCCAACCA